AUGCUCCCGGAGCCCAAGUAUGACCGCUUCCGCGACGAGCCGCUGACCGCCCCCAUGCCGUCGCCGGCCCCCGCGCCCGCCGGCGGCGCCCCCGGGCCCUGCCCCGCGGCGGGCGAGGAGCCCGAGCCCGGCACCACCUUCUGCGCGCUGCUGCCGCGGAUGCCGCAGUGGAAGUUCCCCGGCCCCGCCGGCUUCCUCGGCCGCGGCCCCGCCGGCGCCGGCCGGGAGCUCUCCGCGCCGGCCCGGGCGGGCGGCGCCGCGGCCGCGGGGGCCCCCUCGGCGCUGGCCGCCGUGCUGGGCGCCUGCGAGCCGCUCUGCGCCGCGCCCUGCUCGCUGCCGGCCGGCGGGCGGCCGCGGGGGGCGGCGGCGGCGGCGGGGCGGGCGGCGCGGGCGGAGGCGGCCCGGCCGGGCGGGGAGGAGUGGAGCCGCAAGGGCAGCUUCAUCCGCAAGCCGGCGCAGGGCUGGCUGCACCCCGACGAGCGGGUGCUGGGGCCCGGCGUCUCCUACAUCGUCCGGUACAUGGGCUGCAUCGAGGUCCUGCGCUCUAUGAGGUCCCUCGACUUCAACACCCGGACACAGGUCACUAGGGAAGCCAUCAACAGACUGUAUGAGGCAGUGCCGGGCGUGAAGGGCAUUUGGAAGAAGAAGGCUCCCAACAAAGCCCUCUUCUCCAUCCUGGGCAAGAGCAACCUCCGCUUCGCUGGCAUGAGCAUCGCUGUCAACAUCUCUGUUGAUGGGCUGAACCUCAUGAUCCCCACCACACGCCAGAUCAUCGCCAACCAUCACAUGCAAUCCAUCUCCUUUGCCUCUGGCGGAGACACGGACAGCACGGACUACGUUGCCUACGUCGCCAAGGACCCCAUCAACCAGAGAGCCUGCCACAUCCUGGAGUGCUGCGAGGGGCUGGCGCAGAGCGUCAUCAGCACAGUGGGACAGGCCUUCGAGCUGCGCUUCAAGCAGUACCUGCACAGCCCCCCCAAGGUGGUGGCACCCCCGGACAGGGCGCUGGGUGCGGAGGAGUCGGCCUGGGGGGAGGACGAGGAGGUGGCUGAGCAUGAUUACUACAACAGCAUCCCGGGGAAGGAGCCACCCCCGGGGGGCCUGAUUGACUCCCGGCUCUGGCACGGCGCAAUCCUGGGCCACGUCCACACUCAGCCCUCUGGCUCCGGCCCCCCCAGCCAGAGUGGGUUUGCAGCCAGGCAAGACCAGAGCAGCCAGCCGGGGCCACCCUGGGACCUGGAGAGCCAGGGCCAGCCCUGCGACGGGUACCUGCAGGCGGACAGCCAUCCCCUGGGGCCGCGGGACUACGAGGAGCACAUGUACGUGAACACGCAGAGCCUGGAUGCCUGGGAGCCGGAGGCAGCAGCUCGUGGGGCACUGGAGGAGAGCCCCAAAAAGGACCUCUUUGAUAUGAGGCCGUUCGAGGAUGCCCUGAAGCUCCACGAGUGCAUUGCUGGGGGUGGCAUCAGCCCCCCCAUUGAGGACCAGUGGCCGAGCCCCCCCACACGGAAAGCCCCCAUCGCCCCCACGGAGGAGCAGCUCAGGCGGGAGCCAUGGUACCACGGGAAGAUGAGCCGGCGGGAUGCCGAGAGGCUCCUGCAGAUGGACGGGGACUUCCUGGUGCGGGACAGCCUCACCAACCCGGGGCAGUACGUGCUGACCGGCAUGCACAGCGGGCAGCCCAAGCACCUGCUGCUGGUGGAUCCCGAGGGCGUGGUGAGGACCAAGGACGUGCUGUUUGAGAGCAUCAGCCACCUCAUCAGCCACCACCGGCAGAACGAGCAGCCCAUCGUGGCCGCAGAGAGCGAGCUGCACCUCCGCCAGGUUGUCCGGAGGAAGCAGUGAUGC
This is a messenger RNA of Gavia stellata (red-throated loon), 1848 nucleotides long. It is a transcript of the gene SHC2, whose product is annotated as SHC adaptor protein 2. The record is from RefSeq and is a predicted model, not a curated record. Gene Ontology annotation, biological process: intracellular signal transduction; cell surface receptor protein tyrosine kinase signaling pathway. Gene Ontology annotation, molecular function: receptor tyrosine kinase binding. The transcript has 12 exons. Lineage: Eukaryota; Metazoa; Chordata; Aves; Gaviiformes; Gaviidae. Bases 1 to 1845 code for a protein of 614 amino acids. Gene Ontology annotation, cellular component: plasma membrane.